This is a messenger RNA of Electrophorus electricus (electric eel), 2537 nucleotides long. RefSeq names its product transient receptor potential cation channel, subfamily C, member 7a (gene trpc7a). Gene Ontology annotation, biological process: single fertilization; regulation of cytosolic calcium ion concentration; calcium ion transmembrane transport. Gene Ontology annotation, cellular component: plasma membrane; cation channel complex. The record is from RefSeq and is a predicted model, not a curated record. Lineage: Eukaryota; Metazoa; Chordata; Actinopteri; Gymnotiformes; Gymnotidae. Gene Ontology annotation, molecular function: inositol 1,4,5 trisphosphate binding; store-operated calcium channel activity; protein binding.
AGCAUGCAACGCCGACACACCACGCUGAGGGAGAAGGGUCGCCGUGGCCCAGCCUACAUGUUCAGCGAGCGGGGAACCAGCCUCACAGCUGAGGAGGAGCGGUUCCUGGACGCUGCUGAGUACGGAAACAUCCCGGUGGUGCGCAAGAUGCUGGAGGAGUCCAAGACGCUCAACGUGAACUGCAUGGACUACAUGGGCCAGAAUGCUUUGCAGCUGGCCGUGGGCAAUGAGCACCUGGAGGUGACGGAACUGCUGCUGAAGAGGGAGGGGCUGGCGCGAGUGGGCGACGCCCUGCUCCUGGCCAUCAGCAAGGGCUACGUGCGCAUCGUGGAGGCCAUCCUGGCCCACCCUGCCUUCGAGGGCGGCCUGCGCUUUGCCCGGAGCACCCUGGAGCAGGAGCAGCGGGACGACGACUUCUACGCGUACGACGAGGACGGCACACGCUUCUCGCAGGACGUGACGCCCGUGAUCCUGGCCGCCCACUGCCAGGAGUAUGAGAUCGUGCACACGCUGCUCGUCAAGGGCGCGCGCAUCGAGAAGCCACACGACCACUUCUGUAAGUGCGCGGAGUGCAUGGAGAAGCAAAAGCAGGACUCCUUCAGCCACUCGCGAUCCCGUAUGAAUGCCUACAAGGGGCUCGCCAGCGCUGCCUACCUCUCGCUGAGCAGUGAAGACCCUGUGCUCACGGCCUUGGAGCUCAGCAAUGAGCUGGCCCUGCUUGCCAACAUCGAAACUGAGUUUAAGAACGACUACAGAAAGCUGUCUAUGCAGUGUAAGGACUUCGUGGUAGGAGUGCUGGACCUGUGCCGGAACACAGAGGAGGUGGAGGCCAUCCUGAACGGUGAUGUGGGCCAGAACUCACCCAGUGACCACAACCGGCCCUGCCUCAGCCGGGUCAAACUGGCUAUUAAAUACGAGGUCAAAAAGUUUGUAGCUCAUCCGAACUGCCAGCAGCAGCUUCUCACCCUGUGGUACGAGAACCUGUCUGGCUUACGGCAGCAGCCUAUCGGAGUGAAAUGUCUCACGGUGCUGGGCGUGAUGGUGGGUCUCCCUAUCUUGGCCAUUGCGUACUGGAUCGUGCCCUACAGCAAGCUGGGCCGAGUGCUCCGCAGCCCGUUCAUGAAGUUCGUCGCCCACGCCGUCUCCUUCACCACGUUCCUGGGCCUGCUGGUUCUCAACGCCUCGGAUCGCUUUGUAGGGGUCAAAAACCUACCCAACGAGACCAUCACUGACCACCCCCGGCAGGUCUUCCGAGUGAAGACCACCCAGUUCUCCUGGACAGAGAUGCUCAUUAUGAAAUGGGUGCUUGGAAUGAUCUGGUCGGAAUGUAAGGAGCUCUGGGAGGACGGCCCGCGCGAGUACAUCAUGCACCUGUGGAAUGUUCUGGACUUUGGAAUGCUGUCUGUCUUCGUGGCAUCGUUCACGGCGCGUUUCAUGGCGUUCCUGCUGGCCUCACGUGCGCAGCUGUAUGUGGACCUGCAUGUGACCAGCUCAGACCUGACCAAUGCCUCGCUGCCUGCAGACGUUGCCUACUUCACCUACGCGAGGAACCGAUGGCUUCCCUCUGACCCCCAGAUCAUCUCAGAGGGUCUCUACUCCAUUGCUGUGGUCCUGAGUUUCUCACGCAUUGCCUAUAUCCUGCCAGCCAAUGAGAGUUUUGGUCCAUUACAGAUCUCUCUGGGCCGCACUGUGAAGGACAUUUUUAAGUUCAUGGUCAUCUUCAUCAUGGUUUUCCUUGCUUUCAUGAUUGGCAUGUUCAAUUUGUACUCCUACUACCUGGGAGCCAAGUAUAAUCCUGCUUUUACCACGGUAGAGGAAAGCUUCAAGACACUGUUCUGGUCUAUCUUUGGUUUGAGUGAAGUGAUCUCUGUAGUCUUGAAAUAUGAUCACAAGUUCAUUGAAAACAUUGGCUACGUGCUGUACGGGGUCUACAAUGUCACCAUGGUGAUUGUGCUAUUAAACAUGUUGAUUGCCAUGAUUAACCACUCUUACCAGGAAAUUGAGGAGGACGCGGACGUGGAGUGGAAAUUUGCCCGGGCUAAGCUGUGGCUGUCCUACUUUGACGAGGGCAGGACUCUCCCUCCACCCUUCAACUUGGUGCCGAGCCCAAAAUCCUUCUACUACACAGGUUUACGAGCUAGAACGUGCCUCGUCAGGCUUUGCAAGGCCAAGCGCCGUCGUCAAGGCAGCCAGCAAGAUAUGGACAUGCCCACUUCUCAGGCAAAGUUCCGCAGGUAUGGACCAUACCGUGGCCAGGACCAAUACACGGUCAGAAAUCCCAUCAAACACCCAACCAGAUAUCAGAAGCUUAUGAAGCGCCUCAUCAAGCGUUAUGUACUGAAAGCCCAGACUGACAGUGAGAAUGACCAGAUCAAUGAGGGUGAGCUGAAGGAGAUAAAGCAGGACAUCUCUAGUCUGCGCUAUGAGCUUCUGGAGGAGAAAUCUCAGGCCACAGGGGAACUUGCUGACCUCAUCCAGCAGCUUGGUGAUAGGCUCAGUAAAUUGGCCAAGAAACCCUGAAGAAUAUUAUCCACUCU